ACCUUAUGGCAAUCAUUGGUUCUCCUCUGAUGGUCCAUCAUGUUUAGAAAAACAAAAAUUUUCCGUUACAAUUUACCGGUGGUGAGUGGAUUCCUGCAAAAGUGCUCCCUCAAUUUGGUCGGUGUGAAACGAAUGGAUAGUUGCUUCAAGGCACAAAGCAGAGCAUUGUUUUCCAUAUCGAAACAUCAAGCACCUCGCCCGUUCAGCAUCCGAUUGGCCAAGGCGCAAGAUGAAGUGCACAUAUUGCACUUCAUUCGGGAGAGUUUCUUCAGCGAAGAACCUUUGCUGAAAAGUUUGAAAGUCACCAAAGCAGUGGCUAAUCCUUGCCUGGAAGCGUACAUGUAUGAACAUUUGAAAGAUGGAUUCAGCCUAAUCGCCGUUGAACCGGACAAUCGAAUAGUGGGUGUUGCGCUGAAUCAGCGGAACUGCGAAUGGGAGGGCGACAAGCUUCGAGAGCGGGCUGAUCUUGUUCAGAGUGAUCCACUCCGAAAGCUCUACUACAUUUGGUCGAUCAUUUCGAGAGAGCCAAGACUCCAUAAGAAGUUCAACACGUCUUGCAUCUUUGAGAUCGCUAUUCUCGCAACGGCACGCGAGGCUCAGCGCAGAGGUAUUGGAUAUCAAUUAACAGUCCGCUCGCUGCAUUUGGCACGUGAUAUGGGAUACGAUGUGGCUCGCAUGGACUGCACCAAUGAGUACAGCUCCCGAUUAGCGCAACGUGCUGGGAUGGAGUGCAUGUGGUCCGUGCCGUACAAACAUCUAGUGGACAGUACUAAAAAGCCAGUGGUGCAACCGGAAGUGCCUCACACCCAUAUUCGCGUUCAUGCCAUCCAGCUGCGAAAGGCUUAGUAAACAGGAACAUUACCGCUGAAGGGCAGCGGUUGCGUUUGUAAUUAUUGAAUAAAUUAUAUUAAUUGAAUUAAGUUUCUUGUUCAGCUCACACCAGCAUGAUUUAGCUCGCAGUGCAAGGGGUUAGUUAGGAUCACGUACAUGUGUUUUUUGUACCAAACCUUACGGCUUUUCAAAAUAUUGACGCAGAAUUAGGUCUUACGGCAACAUUCUGAAAAUGGGGCGCAAAUUAAAUUAUCGAAAAAAUCUAGAGCGUCACGAAAGUUUAUUUCGAAUGCUUUGAAUUCAGACAGCUUUUAACGAAUUUUUUUCAUUCUGGCAUCAAUCGGUUAAAAAAUUAAUCAAGCGUUUGUUUAAAUGCAUUGUACUACUGGAUAAUGUAGAGCCUUGUUUUGAACGCAGUUUUUAACCAAUCGGAGCUGAAAAGCAAAAACACUAUUAAGCAAUCAUUUUAAUCGACUGGGAAAUGGUGUGAAGCGGUAUAUUUUUUUAAUAUUAUUUUUGCUUUAAAAAAGAACGAAAUCCGUUGGAAACUAACUGAGUUUAAAACAUUUGAAAGUGAGCAAUUUUCGUGACGCUCUCCAUGUUUUUGGUUUUACAAUGUGUACCCCAAUAUAUGCUGCCGUAAGACGUAAUUCUACGUCAAAAGCGCACUAAUCGAUGUGCUCUGUUGAAAGAAAAAUGAAGAAGGAAAAAAAUUGUAUUAAAUAAUUCAUAAAUGCUUCAUGAUCGCGUGCGAUAUCCGCUCUGACAUAAUGAAUCUCAUUUUAUUCUGGUUUAGAGAUAUCUUCUGAAUAGCCCCGCCUUGGUUUCAAGUUCCCACAGUUUGUCCCAGUUUCGUAAUAAGGAUGCACAUAAAAUGAUUUU
Wyeomyia smithii (pitcher-plant mosquito) is the source of this 1713-nucleotide messenger RNA. RefSeq names its product arylalkylamine N-acetyltransferase 1-like. The record is from RefSeq and is a predicted model, not a curated record. The transcript is spliced from 5 exons. The coding region runs from base 40 to 846 and encodes 268 amino acids. Gene Ontology annotation, molecular function: N-acetyltransferase activity. Lineage: Eukaryota; Metazoa; Arthropoda; Insecta; Diptera; Culicidae.